Molecule: messenger RNA, 876 nt
Organism: Hemiscyllium ocellatum (epaulette shark)
Lineage: Eukaryota; Metazoa; Chordata; Chondrichthyes; Orectolobiformes; Hemiscylliidae
Product: gamma-crystallin S-1-like
Exons: 4
Coding region: 1-876 (291 amino acids)
Biological process (GO): visual perception; lens development in camera-type eye
Molecular function (GO): structural constituent of eye lens
Source: RefSeq, a predicted model, not a curated record
AUGAGGAUUUAUGAGAGGCCUGACUUUGGAGGACAGAUGAUGGAAUUCAUGGAUGACUGUCCAUCUGUCUAUGAUCAUUUCCGUUACCGUGACAUCCACUCCUGCCAUGUGAUGGACGGUUACUGGAUCUUCUAUGAACAUCCCAACUACAGAGGGCGACAGUACUUCAUGAGACUCAGUGAAUACAGGAGAUACAGUGACUGGGGAGGCUACAACGCAACUGUCUCGAUCAAUCUUCAGAUCAAGUUCUGGGGAUUAAUUCCGGCAGUAAGUCAGUUAGCGGACUGCACAGAAAUCACUCAGGGGCUGGUCCAUGCUCAGGACAGGCCUUCCAGAUUGAUGUUUCUUCCCUCACAGAUCAUCUUUUACGAGGACAGGAACUUCCAGGGACGGCACUAUGAGUGCAGCAGUGACUGUGCCGACCUGUCCCCUUACUUCAGUCGCUGUAACUCCAUCCGUGUUGACAGUGACUGGUGGGUGCUGUAUGAGAAACCCAAUUACAUGGGAUACCAGUAUGUUCUGACCAGGGGAGAGUAUCCUGACUACCAGCGCUGGAGGGGAUUCAAUGACUGUGUCAGGUCAUGUCGCUCCUUCCCAUGGUACCGAGGAGGCUCCUACAGAAUGAGGAUUUAUGAGAGGCCUGACUUUGGAGGACAGAUGAUGGAAUUCAUGGAUGACUGUCCAUCUGUCUAUGAUCGUUUCCGUUACCGUGACAUCCACUCCUGCCAUGUGAUGGAUGGUUACUGGACCUUCUAUGAACACCCCAACUACAGAGGGCGACAGUACUUCAUGAGACCCGGUGAAUACAGGAGAUACAGUGACUGGGGAGGCUACAGCUCAACUAUCGGGUCUUUCAGGCGAAUGAGGGAUUUCUAA